GUUUUCCAGGGGAGUUUGUUGAUGGACGCGGCCCUGUUUGCGGGGCGUUCCUUCCGGGUGGGGUGGGGUCCCGGCUGGACGCUGGCGCACUGCGGCCACCGGCUGAGCUCCCCCCCCACCAAACCGCUCGACCGCCAAGAACUCACCAAAACGGACUUCAGCUUCCUGCCAAAACCUCCCAGGAAACCGCUGAUGGAGAGCCCCUAUAAGGUGGUGUUGGAGCAGCUGGUGGGUCUGGGGCCUCCGGCUGGAAGGAGCCGGGUGGAGGAGGAGGAGGAGGAGGAAGAGGAGGGCCGGGCGGUGCUGCAGCGCCCCCUGGAGAUCUGUCUGAGGCACAGCGUGGUGGACACCCCCGACGCCUCCGCCUGUCCUCUGGUGCGGCCGCGGCCCGGCGUGGCGGCGCUGCACGAGUACGCCGAGUGGAUCGGAGACCUGGCCGACGAGCAACGGGACCACGACCCCCUCCUGGGUUACUGGGCGGAGGUCUGGACCCUGUGCGAGGCCCUGUGGGGCCGGCUGGGCCCCGCGGACCAGGAGCCAGAGGUUGAGCCCCCCAGCGAGUACGAGCAGCAGCUGGAGCGGAGGCGGAGCUUCUCGGCCUGGCUGUCCCGCGGCGCCGCCGGCCGCGUGGAGGACGAGGUGGCGCUGGUGGGGAAGGGCCGGCACACGGAGGCCGUCUUCAGCUACCUGACGGGGAACCGCAUCAGCGAGGCCUGCCGCCUGGCGCAGAAACAAGGAGACCACCGUCUGUCCCUGCUGCUGUCCCAGGCCAUGGGGUCCCAGUACUGCCGGGACCUGCUGGCCCUGCAGGUCUCGGACUGGAACCGCAUGCAGACCGACAGCUACCUGCCCGAGGAGCGGCUACGCAUCUUCACGCUGCUCGCCGGGAAGCCUGUGUGGCAGUCGUCGGACUCUGUGGUCAACGUGUGCUCUGAGCUGGACUGGAAGCGCUGCGUUGCGGUCCACCUCUGGUUCAUGUUGCCCCCGACCGCCUCCGUGGCCGACGCCCUCGCCAGAUACGAAGCCGCCUUCCAGGGCUCGUGUGAGGCGGGUAAGUACGCCUGUGCCCCCCUGCCCCCGUACCUGGAGGCGCUGCAGCCGGACAUGGACGAGGAAGACGAGGAGGAAGAGGAGUCCAAACGGCCGCUGCACGACCUCUGCUUCCACCUGCUCAAACUCUACAGCGACAGACACUACAGCCUGCAGCAGCUGUUGGACCCCCUGACGGUCACCUGGGAGCGCCUGGACUACCGCCUGAGCUGGCACCUGUGGGGCGUCCUGCAGGCGCUGCACUACAGCCACCUGGGCGCCUCGCGGCAGGGCCUGCUCCACGCCAGCUACGCCGCGCAGCUGGAGAGCGCCGGCCUCUGGGACAUGGCGGUCUUCAUCCUGCUGCACAUCCCCGACCACGCUCAGCGGGAGCGGGCGGUGCGGGAGAUGCUGACCCUCCACGUCCCCCUUCAGGAGACGGCCCAGUCCGUCCGGAGGGAGCGCUUCCUGACCCAGAAGCUGCUGGUCCCGGAGCAGUGGAUCCACGAGGCCAAGGCCACCCGGGCCCGCCGAGACGGGGACCGGCACCAGGAGGCCCUGCACCUGUACCGGGCCGGGUACUGGAGCCAGUGUCACCGGCUGCUGAUCCAGCACCUGGCCUCAGACUGCAUCAUCAACGACAACCACGACUACCUGCUGGAGUUCCUGGAGGGGCUGGCGGUCCCUGAACACAGCGCCACCAUCCAGGACUGGGACACCGCCGGGAGGGUCUACCUGGACUACAUCCGCGUGGUCAAGACCCUGCAGGACAUCCAGCAG
This is a messenger RNA of Etheostoma spectabile (orangethroat darter), 1809 nucleotides long. RefSeq names its product nuclear pore complex protein Nup98-Nup96. Lineage: Eukaryota; Metazoa; Chordata; Actinopteri; Perciformes; Percidae. The record is from RefSeq and is a predicted model, not a curated record.